This is a messenger RNA of Aspergillus oryzae RIB40, 1722 nucleotides long. RefSeq names its product flavin-containing monooxygenase. Gene Ontology annotation, molecular function: NADP binding; N,N-dimethylaniline monooxygenase activity; flavin adenine dinucleotide binding. The transcript is spliced from 7 exons. The coding region runs from base 1 to 1722 and encodes 573 amino acids. The record is from RefSeq and is a predicted model, not a curated record. Lineage: Eukaryota; Fungi; Ascomycota; Eurotiomycetes; Eurotiales; Aspergillaceae.
AUGUCAGACUCAAGCUCAAUUCCAACUCCUGCACUCCCUUCUUACAGCCAAGUGGCUUGCAUUGGGGCAGGCGCAAGUGCGAUUGCUUUAGGUGCAUCACUGAAAAGAUGGUACGGUUUAGAAGAUAUUCGCUUUUUUGAGCGGCAGACAGACUACGGUGGAACGUGGCAUAUCAACACCUAUCCAGGCUGCGCAUGCGAUGUUCCCAGUGCUCUCUACAGCUUUUCAUUUGCUCCCAACGCACAGUGGUCCAAAUUGAUGCCUUCGCAACAAGAAAUCAAAUCUUACCAGGACGGUGUUGUAGCAACAUAUGACUUGAAACAGAGGAUGACGUUCCGCACGGAGGUCAAACGCUGCGUAUGGCGGGAUGAUGCGUCUCGAUGGGUUCUGUUUCUCCUCAAUGUCGAAACUGGAGAAGAAUCAACACAUGAGUGUCAGGUACUGUUUUCUGCUACCGGUCACUUUGCUGAACCUCGGCCCUGUGAAAUACCUGGAGCUUCAUCUUUCCAAGGCAACAUUAUCCAUUCCGCCCGAUGGGAUCAUAGUGUCAGUUUAGAGGGCAAAAGAGUUGUAGUCGUCGGGAACGGAUGUACCGCAGCGCAGAUUGUACCUGCCAUUGUCAAACGGACCAAACAUUUGACACAGAUAAUUCGGUCCCAACACUGGAUCUUCCCAGCAACUAACUUCACCUACCCGAAGAUCCUGAAAUGGAUUUUUGAGUACAUCCCUCUUGCAUUAAAACUUCAUCGACUGCAUAUUUUCCUUCUUGCGGAGAACGGCUUCCGGAUGUUUCCAAUGACAGAUAGGGCUGCACGGCUGAGACAGAAGCGCAGAAUAGAGGUUGAGAAGUACAUGAAAGAAACAGCGCCGGCAAAAUAUCAUGAUAUUCUGAUUCCAGACUUUGAGAUAGGAUGCAAGCGACGGAUUUUCGAUGACGGAUAUCUCAAAUCGCUCCACAGUGAAAACCUUUCUCUCACAACAGCCAAGAUCCUCGAGAUUGUUCCUGAGGGUGUGAGAACUUCUGAUGGAAUUGUUGCUGCCGAUGUCAUUGUUUUAGCAACCGGGUUCAAAACGAAUCAAUUUACGCCCUUCAUGGAAAUUGUGGGGCGUAAUGGGAGCCUGGAUGACCACUGGAAGAGAUACGAUGGACCUGAGGCUUACAACUGCUCUGCAAUGAGUGGAUUUCCGAACUUCUUCUUGUUAUUUGGGCCCAACGCCGGGACUGGUCAUACCUCGGCGUUGAUGGCUGCAGAAAACUCUGUCAAUUACGCGCUUCGUGUACUGAAACCGGUCUUUGAAAAGGGGGCGGACUCCGUUGAGCUCACACAGGUAGCGGAGGACGAAUAUUCUCAAAGAGUUCAAGAGGCAUUACGAAACCGAGUGUGGAAUGCUGGCUGCCAAUCGUGGUAUCAGAAUGAUAAAAACUGGAACGCCAUGGCUUAUCCUUGGUCCCAGGCCUAUUUCUGGUACCGGAGCCUAUUCCCAAUUAACUCACAUUGGAAUGUUCGGACACGGAACCCCAAAAAGUUUCGGAUUGGCAAGUACUGGACGAUAUUACCCAUCAUUCUUAGUUUGAGUUUCCUCGCAUCCCGCACUGGAAAUACUUUGGCUAUUGGUCCUACGAUACUCGACUUUGGCAAGAAUAUGCUGUCCUCCGUACGACAUGCUACAAUUUCUGGUUUUAAGGAGAGUUUGAUCCGUGGAGCUAAGGGCUUAUUUUAG